This is a messenger RNA of Epinephelus lanceolatus (giant grouper), 2148 nucleotides long. Lineage: Eukaryota; Metazoa; Chordata; Actinopteri; Perciformes; Serranidae. The record is from RefSeq and is a predicted model, not a curated record.
GCCUGUCUGAAGUCACACAUUAAGAUAAACAAAGAGCAGCAAACAAAGAUGGACACAGUUCUGCUCAUUAUGGCAGGGCUGUGUGCUGUCUCAUCACAUGCUGAACGUCAGUACCAUAUUAUUUAUGACCAGAAGAACUGGACUGAAGCACAAAGUUACUGCAGAGAGAAAUACACAGACCUGGCUACUGUCGACAACAUGGAGGACGUGACGACCCUGAUCAACAUGGCAGAUAGAAGCAGAAUGGUCUACUGAGAUGAAAACAACCGAGCCUGGAUAGGGCUGUACGAUGACGUGGACAGCUGGAGGUGGUCACUGUCUGACACAAGUUACUACAAAGACGGGGAGACAGAGUUCAGACAAUGGUCAUCUGGAGAGCCAAAUAAUGAACACAGUGGAGAACACUGCACAUGGAUGUAUGAUAGUGGCCUUUGGAAUGAUGCCCCAUGUGCAUGGCAAUAUAAGGCAGUCUGCUCAGAUGUCAGAGGGUCUAAUGUGACAUUUGUCCUCACUGACGCCUCCAUGACAUGGACUGAGGCCCAGAGCUACUGCAGAGCAAACUACACAGACCUGACCAGUGUGAGAAACAUGACAGAGAACCAGAAGGUACAGGAGCUGAUACCUGCAGGAGAACGUGUCUGGAUCGGCCUCUUCAGAGACUCCUGGAAGUGGAAGGAUGGAAGUAACUCAUCAUUUAGGUACUGGAAACUGGAAACUAAGGAACCUAAUAACAGCCAAGGAAAGGAGGCUUGUGUGGCUGCAGACUUUGGCCAAUCUGGAGGAUGGGAGGACUGGAACUGUGACUUUGAGAGAGCGUUCAUUUGCUCCAGCGUGUCAGUGCCUGUUUCAAAGAAAGCAAUGAAAGUGAUGAAGGUGAGGUUUGAGACACAGGACUCCUCUCUGGAUAUGAAUGACCCUGUUGUGAUGGAGGACAUCUUAAAGAAGCUCAAACAGAGGCUGAGGCACCAGAGGCUGAAUGACGACAUCAAGCUGAGCUGGAGGAAGCAGCCAGAUGGGAAAGUCUUCCACAAGGAAGAGAAGAAGACAAGGAAGAAGAGCAGUCCGAAAAAAGAUGAGCUUUAAUCUUUCAGUCCACUCUUCUGUCAUCUUCAACUUGCUUUUCUGCUUGUUCUUCACAAUAGCCCUCAUUUAUCAACCUAACUUACAAACCAGCGCAGAUCUGAGCGUAGAAAUCUUACGAGAGGAUUUGUGUGUAACUCAUGAAACGUUCCUAUCUUCAGCAUAGGAACGAUCGGGUGUUGACAAAUGUGACAACUGAAAACAAUCAUCAUUUACAAAUUCUGCCCCAAUAAAUUCUGGGUUAAUAGGCCACACCCCUAGAGUUUACAACAUGGAGAUACAGCAAAGAAGAGAGACCUCUCUAGGCUAGAAAUGGAAACACUGAUGUCCCAGGUCCAAUUUCAUCAACUGUAUGUGCAACCCAUGUAUACUUGUAAUAGCAUGAGUUGGACAGACAGUUCAGUGUGGUGUCAGCAGUGAUGCAGUCGUUUUUGAAUUACAGAAUGAACUACAUUCCAUCCCUUACCUGUGUCAUGAGCUUUGGGUACUUACCAAAAGAAUGAGAUCAAAGAUACAAGUGGCCGAAAUGAGAUUCCUUCAUAGGGUGUCUGGGCUAGACCCCGGAGGGGAGAGAGAGCUCGGAGUACAGCCUCUUCUCCUUUGUGUCCAAAGGGGCCAGUUGAGGUGGUUCAACAUCUGAUCAGGAUUCUCAAGGCGCUUCCCUUUCGGAUGUGUCCCAGGCACACCCAACUGGUACGACACCCCGGGGUAGACCUAAAACACACUGGGGAGGUUGUAUAUCUCAUGAUGGAUGGAUGGAUUUUUUUUUGAUAACUGAUUACUCAUUUAAUUCGGGUUUCAUUUUGAGGUUUGAACUGUUGGUUGGACAAACUAACAUUUGAAGGCAUCACUGUGAGCUCUGGUCUUUCUCAAUAUUUUCUCUUCUUACAUUUUACAAACUAAACAAUAAAUGAAUUGAUCAAGAAAAUAACCAGCAGAUUAAUCCAUUAUUGCUCCACCUCGACCAAGUACCAGAGUCAAAAGCUGCUGUAACAUGCAUGUAUGAGUAAUAAUGAUCUCAUAAAUUAUAUAAUAGUAUGCAGGAUGUAUCAUACCAAACACUCUCAA